Molecule: messenger RNA, 454 nt
Organism: Aspergillus vadensis CBS 113365
Lineage: Eukaryota; Fungi; Ascomycota; Eurotiomycetes; Eurotiales; Aspergillaceae
Product: FKBP-type peptidyl-prolyl cis-trans isomerase
Exons: 5
Coding region: 43-387 (114 amino acids)
Molecular function (GO): peptidyl-prolyl cis-trans isomerase activity
Source: RefSeq, a predicted model, not a curated record
AAUCCAUCAAACUUCAUAUUUUGAAAAUACACAACUAUCACAAUGGGUGUCACCAAGACCGUCAUCUCCCCUGGCAACGGCCAGCAGUUCCCCAAGCCGGGUGAUCAGAUCUCCAUGCACUACACCGGUUGUCUGUAUGAUGAGUCCAAGCCUAACAACAUGGGCAAGCAGUUCGACAGCUCCCGUGGUCGCGGUGCCUUCAAGACUGCCAUCGGUGUUGGUGGUCUUAUCAAGGGCUGGGAUGAGGCCGUCCCCCAGAUGAGCGUUGGCGAGAAGGCCAUCCUGACUAUUUCUCCUGACUACGGCUACGGACCCCGUGGUUUCCCUGGCUUGAUUCCCCCUAACUCGACUCUCGUUUUCGAGGUUGAGCUGCUCGGCAUCAACUAAACCCGCUAUAUUAUAUUCAUUCAUAUAGUAUAGCAGGGGUGCAAUCAAUCAAAUAAAUGGUUAAAAC